This is a messenger RNA of Acanthopagrus latus (yellowfin seabream), 7329 nucleotides long. RefSeq names its product unconventional myosin-XVIIIb-like. Gene Ontology annotation, cellular component: myosin complex. The transcript has 43 exons. Bases 464 to 7099 code for a protein of 2211 amino acids. Gene Ontology annotation, molecular function: ATP binding; cytoskeletal motor activity; protein binding. NCBI's taxonomy places the organism in Eukaryota, Metazoa, Chordata, Actinopteri, Spariformes, Sparidae. The record is from RefSeq and is a predicted model, not a curated record.
UUCUCCCCUUCUGUGAUUCCCUCUCCAGCAGAUCUCCAUAAACAGGGUCGCGUCCCGUCCUCCCCCUCCUGCUCCUGCUCCUGCUCCUGCUCCUGCAGAUAUUUAUAGCGGGACUCGUCUGUCAGCCGGGCCGUGUUGCUUAUCACCGUGUGUCACUCUAUUUCUGACUACUUGCCCCACUCGGGUCUGUCGGGGGGGCCUCAGUGUGUGUCUGUGGUUGUGUUGCUUGUGUGACGGCAGGAUUCUCAUUCUGGAGGCCUCGCAGGACUUCUUCCUUUUUUGCCGUUAACCAUCUGGAUUUCUGGGCUCUUCACGGUUUUUUUUUUGUUUUGUUUUUAAUCCGAGGUUGUUUGUCACACACACACACACACACACACACACACACACACGCCAUCACGCUGACAUCACAUCUGGCUGAAGCCCUGAUCCGCCCCCCCGUCACCUCCCCUCCUGCUGUGACACCAUGGCACUGUCUUCACGCUUAAAACUGUGGGAGCAGAAGAUAAAGGAGGAGAAGACGCCGGUGGCUGCAGCCGUCGUUCCUCCUCCGCCUCUGUCGGCGCUGCCCGGCGGCUUCCUCAAACAGCUGGUCAGAGAGACCGAGAAGGAGACCAAACAGAAAGAGCCGGAGGUCAAAGACGAGAAGGCGCCGAGCAAACUGAGCGACAACCUGGUGCAGCAGUUCCUCCUCCCAGAUCAGACUCCUCCGAUCCUCGAGGCCGAGAUGGCCCUCCGGUCCGAGCAGCAGCUCAUCAGCACCAGACAGAACAUACUCAGUCCUGACCCGAAGAACAAACAGGACACCAGACAGGAAGUAACACCAGAACCACAGAAGCCAAAGCAGCAGCAGCAGCAGCAGCAGCAGCAGCAGCAGCAGCAGCAGCAGGACGUGAAGUCGGAGAGGAACAAGAAGACGCCGCAGGCCGAGCAGAAGAAGGCGAAGACAGAGGAGGUGAAGCAGCAGCUGGGGAAGAAGGAGGUGGUGAAGCCGAUAGGGAAGAAAGAGGAGGUGAAGCCGGUGGAGAAGAAAGAGGAGGUGAAGCCGGUGGGGAAGAAAGAGGAGGUGAAGCCGGUGGAGAAGAAAGAGGAGGUGAAGCCGGUGGGGAAGAAAGAGGAGAGGCAGGAGCCGGAGGGAAGGCAAGCAGACACCAGGAUAACUGAGCAUGACAGGAGAGAGGUGAAGGAUGUUUGGUACGAAGCUGGAACAGUGUGGUACGUUCACAAGGACGGGUUCUGCCGUGCCACUCAGCUGAAGCCCGACGAAGGAACACCUGAACUCCCAGAAGGCCGAGUGAGGGUCCGCCUGCAGACCGACGGCUCGCUGCACGAUGUCACGGAGUACGAGAUUGAAAAGUGUAACCCGUCAGAGCUCGACCUCUGUGAGGAUCUGAGCGACCUGCAGAGCGUGAAUGAAUGUGGAGUCCUUCACACUCUGACCAGUCGAGCUAAAGCCAGCACGCCGCUCACGCACGCCGGACCGAACCUGGUCAACUUCUGGCCUCCGAUCCAGGCGAACAGCAAGACUCCCAAGUCUCGGCGAGGGGAGUCGGUGUGGGACGCUCCUCCUGCUCUGGCGGCUCUGGUCAAACGGGUCUACGUGUCCAUGGUCGGGUCCAGGAGAGACCACAGCGUCUGUGCUGUUGGACGCAGCGGCACCGGCAAGACGACGGCGUGCCAGGCCUUCACGCACGCCCUCCUCAAACAAGCCGGAACCACCGGAGAGAAGAUGAGCGUGGAGCGAGUUCAGGCCAUGUUCACCGUCCUCAAGUCUUUUGGCUGCGUGAGCUCUCAGCACAGCGACGCCUCGUCUCGCUUCGCCAUGGUCUUCUCUCUGGACUUUAACCACGCUGGACAGGCCGCUGCUGGACACCUACAGACGAUGAUGCUGGACAAGUGGAAGGUCUGUCACACGACUCCAGGAGAGAGCAACUUCCUGGUCUUCUCUCAGAUGCUGGCGGGAAUCAGCACGGAGAUGAGGACGGAGCUGCAGCUGCAUCAGCUUCCUGAGUCCAACUCGUUCGGGAUCGUUCAUCCCACUAAGGUGGAGGAGAAGCAGCGAGCGUCCGUCGCCUUCACCAAGCUGCUGACUGCCAUGGAAACGCUCGGCUUCUCAGCCGGCGAGCAGAAGGCAAUCUGGCAUGUUCUGGCCAGUAUUUACCAUCUGGGAGCAGCAGGAGCCUGCAGAGUCGGCAGGAGGCAGUUUGUGAGCUUCGACAGCGCUCAGGUGGCGAGCGGCGUGCUCGGCUGCGAGGGGGAGGAGCUACACACGGCCGUCUUCAAACAUCACCUCCGACAGCUGCUGCAGAGAGCCACCGGGGGCAGCAGAGAGAGGAGCGCCGCCACCGAGUCGGACGAGGGUCCCAGGCUGACGGCAGCUCAGUGUGUCGACGGGAUGGCUGCUGGACUCUAUGAGGAACUCUUCACUGCUGUAGUUUCACGCAUCAACAGGGCUCUGAGCAGUCAGCAGCUGACGUUGGCCUCGGUGAUGGUGGUGGACACGCCGGGCCUGAGGAACCCGAGACACAUGGCGGAGGAACGAGGAGGCAGCUGGUCGGAGCUCUGUCACAACUACCUGCAGGAGAGGCUGCUGGAGCACUACCACACACACACCUUCACACACACGCUGGACAGAUACGCACAGGAAAAUAUCCCUGUGCAGGUAGAGAAUCCGGAGAACAGCCCGGCUGAGGUGGUGUCAGCCAUCGACCAGCCGCCUCCACAGGUCCGGGCAGCAGAUGGAGACCCCAGAGGUCUGUUAUGGGUUCUGGAUGAGGAGAUGGUGGCACCGGGCUCCAGUGAGAACAACGCCCUGGAGAGAGUCUGCCAGUACUACAGCAACACUGUGCGUCAGUGCGAGCAGCCCCUGCAGUGCGAGGUGAACCACCUGAUGGGCUGCGACCCGAUCCGCUACGACCUGACGGGAUGGUUCGGUCUGAUCCAGAACAACCAGUCGGCUCUCAACGCCAUCUGCCUGCUGCAGAACUCCACCAUCGUGGAGGUGAAGGCCAUGUUCAGCCCGCGAGCCUCUCUGCCUCCCCUGUGUCGAGGUCUGGGGGGUCUGGAGGGCAGCAGCCAGCGCUCCCUGCAGAGGAACGGCAUCAUCAGGAAAACGUUCAGCGGAGGGAUGGCGGCCAUCCGCAGACUCUCCCAGUGCAUCGCGGUCAAAAUACAGGCGGACGCUCUGGUGAACCUGAUCCGUCGAGCGCGGCCCGUGUUCCUGCAGUGUGUGAUCGCCAAGAGCGACGCCGGAAGUUUUGACGUCCCGGCGCUCAGAGUUCAGCUGCACUCCACGCAGAUCCUGUCGGCCCUGCAGCUCCACCGCACAGGUUUUCCGGAGCACAUGAGUUUGAGCGACUUCAGGUGUCACUUCCAGGCGUUGUCGCCGCCAAUUAUGAAACGUUACGCUUCGAUGUUUGUCAGCCACGACGAGAGAAAGGCGGUGGAGGAGCUGCUGGUGGAGCUGGAUCUGGAUAAAAAGAGCAUCGUCGUGGGCGCCAGCAGGGUGAGAGCUCCACUAAUCUGUCGUCAGGGGAUGAAUCCAGCUGAUGUGGUGUGUUCAUGGAUCUUCUUCUCUGCUCUGUCUAAGGUGUUCAUGAAGCGAGGGGUGCUGCGCUACCUGGAGCAGCAGAGGGACCAGCAGGUCAGCGGCUGGUUGGUCAAUCUUCAGGCCGCCUGUAUGGGACAUCAGGCCCGGCAGAAAUACCGCAGACUCAAGGUGCAGCAGAUGGCGGUCACCUGUCUGCAGAGGAACCUGCGGGCUCUGAGGGUCGUGGCCAAGUGGAGCUGGUGGAAACUUUUCUGUCGAGUGCGUCCUCUGCUCGACGUCAACAUGGACAACGAACGACUCCGGGCUAAAGAGGAUGAGAUAUCGGCUCUGAGACGACGCCUGGAGAAAUCGGAGAAAGAGAGGAACGAGCUGAGGCAGACUGCAGACAGCCUGGAGACCAAGGUUACAGCUGUGACGUCGGAGCUGAGCGAUGAGCGUUUUCGCGGCGAUGCCGUGGGUCAGGCUCUGGAUGUAGAACGGGCCGAGAGACUCCGGCUCAGCAGGGAGAACAAAGACCUGCAGGCGCGUCUCGACCAGUGUAAAGUGACCAUGGAGGCCCUGGAGAAGCAGCUGGAGGAGGAGAAGCAGAAAGCGCAGAUUACUGAGAGUCAGAGAGGAGCAGCGACAGACAGCGAGCUGGCCAUGCAGCUGGAGUGCUGCCAGACGGAGGUUGAAUUUGUCCGCAGACGACUCAAACAGACGGAGGAAAAACUGGAGACAGAGAGACAGACCCGACAACAGCUCGAUACCAAGGUGGCGACACUGCAGGCCCAGCUGGAGCAGUCCAAGCGGAGUGUGAUAGAACUGAAGCGUCACUGUCGACGAGUGACCUCUGACCUCCAGGACGCCCGAGUCCUCGCUGACAGCCUGCAGAGCCGCAUGCACGAGGUGGACCGCAAACAGAGGAGGUUCGACAAUGAGCUGACUCAGGCUCUGGAGGAAGCCGACAACGAGCGAGAACAAAAAGACAAAGCUUUUCAGGAAAACGCAACUCUGGGGACUGAAAUCUACACCCUGCGCCGGAACCUCCAGGAGAGCCAGUCAGAGGCGGCCCGUCUGCAGAAGCAGAAGGAGGAGCUGUGUGCUCAGAUCCGUGACCUCAGCCUGCCUGUCGACCUCGCCUCCGAGUCGCUGCCCGACCUCAAGAAGCAGCUCCGCCAGCUGGAGAGCCAGGCCGGCGAGAGGGCCGAGGAAAUCACCGCGCUCACCGGCAAAAUACAGCAGCAGCAACAGAUCCACAUGAGAUUUGAGAUGGAGAUGGAGCGGAUGAAGCAGAUCCACCAGAAGGAGCUGGAGGAUAAAGAGGAGGAGUUAGAGGAUGUGCACAAGUCCUCUCAGAGACGGCUGAGACAGUUGGAGAUGCAGUUGGAGCAGGAGUACGAGGAGAAACAGAUGGUGAUUCAUGAGAAGCACGACUUGGAGGGACUCAUAGCAACUCUGUGUGACCAGGUGGGACACAGAGACUUCGACGUGGAGAAGAAGCUGAGGAGAGACCUGAAGAGGACUCACGCCCUGCUGGCCGACGCCCAGCUGCUUCUGUCCACCGUCGACAACCCGGGAAUGAAUCUGAACGGCAGCCGAGAGCAGAUCGAGCGUCUGCAUUGUCAGCUGGAGGAGAGCGAAGCGAGGCGGCUGGAGGCCGAGAGCGCUCAGGCGACUCUCUCCCAGGAGCUGGAGAACACUCAGAUCGAACUGGAAAAUAUCUGCAAACUGGGGAGUGUGACGGACGAGCAGUUAGCGCUGCUGCAGCACGAGAAGGUGGAUCUACUGAAGCGGCUCGAGGAGGACCAGGAGGACCUGAACGAACUGAUGAAGAAGCACAAAGCGCUCAUCGCUCAGUCCUCCAGUGAUAUCACUCAGAUCAGGGAGCUUCAGGCUGAACUGGAGGAGGUGAAGAAGCAGAGACAAUCUCUCCAGGAAGAGCUCCAGCAGAGUGUGUCGAGGGUGCAGUUCCUGGAGUCGUCCACUGUGGGGCGUAGCAUCGUCAGUAAACAGGAGGCGCGUGUGUGUGACCUGGAAAACAAACUGGAGUUUCAGAGAGGCCAAGUCAAGAGGUUUGAGGUGCUGGUGUUGCGUUUAAGGGACAGCGUGGUCCGUCUGGGAGAGGAGCUGGAGCAGAGCGCCCAGACCGAGGCCCGGGAGAGAGAGAACGCCCGCUACUACCAGCAGCGCCUGCAGGACAUGAGGCUGGAGAUGGAGGAGCUGAUCCAGAGGGAGCAGGACAGCAGCCGCAGACGCAUGGAGCUGGAAAUGCAGGUGGAGGAGCUGAGCGCCGUCAGACAGACGCUGCAGGCCGACCUGGAGACGUCCAUCCGCCGCAUCGUGGACCUGCAGGCCGCCCUGGAGGAGGUGGAGUCCAGCGACGAGAGCGACACAGAGAGCGUUCAAACUGCUGUGGAGUCCCUGACUCGAAAGAGAGACCUCGACUCGGUGUCCAGUGUCGGCUCUAUCGGGACGGAGGACGUUGGCGAGGGGAUUCGUCAUUGGUUAGGAGUGCCCAGAGGGGGGUCCAGAGGCGGCGGCUCUCCCUACAGCAGCAGCACCAUCAGCAGCCAUGGGGGGCGCCAGUCCGUCACAGACACCAUGAGCAACUACAGCUUCCGUUCCUGCGUGGAUCCUGAUGAUGAAGGUUCUGAGGCUGGCGGUUCCAGAGGACCCAGUCGAGCUCCGUCCUCCUCUGCCCUCUCCGAGCUGCUGGACGGACUUCGUAAACGCAGAGCCGGCGGUGAUGCGGGUGAAGAAGCCGGCAGCACCGUCUCCCUGCCCGUCUUUCAAACAACCGCCGCCUCAACUCUCAGACGAAGAGCCUCCGCCCUCUCCGUCGGCCCCGGCGACCUCCAGGAGCCCCGGCCCGGCCCCAGCAUCCUCAAACCGUCCUCCCCGCUCCUGCCUCGUGCUGCCAGUGCUCGCUCCAUCGGUGACGCCCCGACAUCUACUGCCUCCUCUACAGCCAAACUGUCCCGCUUCAGCUCGAGUGACUCCGUCGUGUCUCUUCCCUCGCUGCCACACCUCUCCUCCUUGGCGUCCUCCCUCGCUGCCCGCCAUCGCCCUCCCUCCUUGUCCAUUCCAGAGGAGGACCCGGAGCAACCCCUCCGCUCUGUGACGAAUCCCAUCAAGCGCUCCCCUCAGCCACCAAGGCGGUGCAUUCUGGGUAAUCUUGUAACAGAAGACGGAGGUGAGGCGUCUCUGGGUUCAGAACCUUUGGUCUUCCAGAACCGCCGCCUGACUGGCGAUAAUGGCCGUGACGACGCAGCCUCCGACAUCCUGCCCGCCAUCCGGAGAGCCCAGUCCACCAGCAGCCUGGCCAGCUCGGUCCGAGGGGGCAGGAGGGCGCUGAGCGUCCACUUUGGAGAGCUGCCUCCUUCGACCCGCAGCAGGAAAGGCUCUGAAACUGAAUCCUCCAGCUCAGGUGGAUCAGGAGGAAGCAGUCAGAACGGCGCGCCCAGACGCCGGUUUGACAGGCCGCAGGGAGAAAGACUGGAGGCGGAGGGCAGCGAGGGCGGAGACGUGGCUUCAGUCAUGAAGAAGUACCUGAAAAAGGAGGUUGACUGAACCCGAGGAGCAGCCUCUUUGUGUGUCCACGUCCAGCUGUGAGCUUCACAGACAGACUGCAGACUGCAGGAGAUGCAGUCGAGGCUGAGAAAGAGAGAAAUACUUCACCAGACAACGAGGACGUUUGUUUUUUUUUAAACCUCCUGAAAAACACAUUUGUUCAAUCCGAAGCAUCAACUGUAUUUUGAGAUAAACACUGUUUGUAUAUGAAUAAAAAACGGAAAACUUUU